UUAUUCUUUAUUUGUGAUGAGGGGUAGUAUUUUAGAAAUGAGAACCGAACUAUUUAACGAGGUAACAUUAAUUAACGCGUAAACAACCAGGGAACGAUAUAAAAGACUCGCUGUAACAUCCUGUAACAGUGAUAUCAUUUAAUACGGGCGGAAUCCAUAAAUAAAACAAUUGGUUAUAUACAUAUGUUUUUCAAAUCGACGAAUGCUAUUAUAUAUUUUGUAUUGAGCACUCGUUUCGGGAGAGAGACGCCGACGCCCGGCGCCGACGUCGUUUUUAAAGCGUCAACGUUGUGCCAGAGUAAUCUCACCCAAUCCGGGGGACUCAUAAGUAAAAAAAAAUCGUUAGAAUAAUCAACCCUCUUGGACACGCUGGCACAUCGUAAAGAUGCAUCGGUGAAAAGUUUUAUUGUCGGAGGUUUUCGACAUUUUUCAUUGAGGUGUUAAGAUAACGAGCCAGAGAAAGGGGGGGAGAAAAAUAUAACAAUGAGCGAUGAAAUUAACGUUGUGAACAAAGAGGCGUGAAACCGUUUCUCCGUAAUUGUACGAUUUUUUUUAAAUUCGUGCUCCGGCAUCGAGAUACGUAUCCGUUGUGCAAAAGAAACGUGGGUCCAUCCUUCACGUGGGUGAUAGCUCGUCGACUAAAUUUUUUCUUUCACGUUUCAUUUUGAAAUGGGUACGGCGGGUCGCGAUUUCGAACGCGAUCGGGAGGACGAGCUCCACUGUCGAAUUUGUGCUAGUGACAUACCAAGAAACGACGGGGUCCACAUUUUCGCCGAGGAUGGUAGACGGCACUACCUGCAGACCAAAAUACGAAAAUAUCUGUACAUCUUGGUAUCUUCCGAAGAUAAGUUUUCAAAAAUGGUGUGCGUUACAUGCAUCAAAAGAUUAGAAAGCAUUCAUCGCUUUGCAAUGAUGGCAUAUAGAACCCAAGAGAAAUUAAGGUUGCAAUUAUAUAAUAGUAUAGAUAAUACAAACUCUGUGCAGGAUGUGGAUUCGGACAGUGUUAAAGACCCACAAGAUGGAACGAAAAGAGCGGAAGAUCGAGGAUUGCUACAUACGAUACUAACAAAAGGUGCAAUAGAAAUUUUGGCAGAAGGUGAGCCAUUGGGACCAUCGGAAUUAAUGUCGCAAGAAGACAAAUGUCUUACUCCAAGUAUGGAAGAAAUGGAAGUUAAAGUAGAUCCAAUGUUAUUUUUACAAUACGGUAUGGAACAGUCAGAAUCUGAAACCUCGGUGACUUCAGAUACAGAAGAUAAAAUAACAAGAAUCGAUUCUCUGGAACCAUUACCUUUAACGAACAAAACCGAAGAUAUAAAAAAGGAGAAAGAAGAUGAAAACAGUGACGAUAGAGCACAAGCAGACGAUGAGGAACUCGUUUCUAAUGCACCGUCUAAGCCUCAUGAAUGCACAAUAUGUUCGCGAUCCUUUAUAUCACAAAUUGGUCUACAAAAUCAUCUAUGGUCUCAUUUGCCUAAAGAUAAGCGAACCGAUGGAAAGCCUAUCCUUAGAUCACAACAAGUGUACUCCACCAACGGCGUGCUUCACAUGAAUACCGAUAAUAAUUCAUCAGGGAACUUCGUUUGUCCAAUUUGUAGUAAAAAAAUUUCUACCAAAGGCAAUCUAAAAGUACAUUUAGAAACGCAUCGGCCUAAGGGGAAGUACGGUUGUGACAUAUGUGGUAGAAUCUUUAAGACGCAAUCAAAUUUAUUCAGACACAAGGAGUACCAUGGAGGAAUACAAUUUCCAUGCAAUGUUUGUGGCAGAGUUUAUCCAACGAAUUCAACGCUGCGUGCCCACAGUAUUACGCACUCGGAUCUGAGACCGCACGCGUGUCCUCUGUGCGACAAAACAUUUAAAAGAAAUCAGGAUUUGAAGUUUCAUAUAAAUCAACAUACAGGUGCAAGGCCUUACCAAUGUCCUUACUGUCCAAAAGCCUUCGCGAGUUCAGGUAAUUGUUUUUCACAUCGUAAAAGGAUGCAUCCUCGAGAAGUACAUCGAGAUAGACAGAGAGCGGCAGAUUUAAUGAGAUGAACCAUGGGUAACCACUACGAAGAAUGGUUUUAGAGAGACGUAAUAAUUUAGGAAACGAUUGUUUUAGAUGUUACCGAAUGAACGAGCUUUAGUUUUGAAUAUUAAUGGUGCUAACACGAGAGGCAACAGCAAAUUUUGUAUGCUUUCAUUGACUCGUUUACGAUUAGUGUUAGGUACGUUAUUGUUAGCAACAGGCACUUAGUUGUUUGUUCUUGAGCCGUGACUAGGUUUUAUUAAGACAGAAAUAGCAACGGAUAAAUAUAUAUAUAUACACACAUACAUACAUAUAGUAUAUAUAUAUAUAUAUAUAUUUCUUAAUUUUUUAACUUAUCGAUGUUGCUGGACAUGCAUUUCCAUUGUUGUUGAUGAAUUUAGUGAUUAUUAUUUUAUAACUCGUACGUACAUAGUACAAGUGAUAAUAACAAUAGGUUUUAAACACUCUAGUCGAAAUAAGAAAUUUGUAUUUUUUACUGGUUUAUCUAUAUUUACCAUGUACACAUUUUCUUCUCAAUCCCUAGGAUAGAAAUUCUAAUUAGACACCACUCUCGGUACCAUUUCUUAGAGAAAAUUCUACGAAAGUUUAAUAUCUAAAUGGAAACAACAAUUGUUGUAUAACACGAUAAACUAUAAACAACAUUAACAGUAUACGUACAGUAUUAUUUGAAUCGUUUCGAAUUAGAAUAUAUUAACUCAUUGAUUACGAACACGAUGAAACAUUAAAUGAUAAGCGAUAUCUUUUAUGGGUUGACUAAAGUACCAAGUAAGACACGUCGAAAGGAACUUGACGGGAUAAAACUGUGAUUUUUUAUAAAUCGGCGAUAUCUUUGACAUACGAAAAUUGAUCCGUGUUCCAAUGGGUUGAGUAUUCGACGAGUGAAUCGCGAGUAUCGUAGAAUAGCGAUAGCACAAUUCAUUGCGAAACGUUCACGCUCAAGAUUUGUGUUCUCCAAUGUUACUAGUUUUUCAAAUCGUGAAUUGUUCUUCAUGCGUAACAUGUUCGAGCGACAUGUACUCGAAUAUCAAUUAACGGAGAAAGGUACAAAGGUUUAACGUUCAAUCAUUUUACGUUGAAUUGAUAGUUUAGUCGUUGGCGGAAGCAAUUUUAUCUUGUCGUUAUUUAAAAGACAAAUGUAUACAUGCACACCGCACACGUACACGCGUAAACACAAAAAAAAAACAUACGUGAACGGAUUUGAGCGACGUCGAACGUUCUAAAAGAAAACGCGUUAUUUUGUCCAUACAAAGCAUUGCUGUGUAACAGCAACUACUUCAUAAGGCUACAUUAUACAAGACGGUGACCAAAGAAAAAUCCAAGGAAAAACGAAAAUGUUGAGGGGCUGGGGGUGGGGUGGGACGGGGUGGGGAUACACUCUUGUGUACAAGGGAAAGUUGGUAGUUCGAGGAAUAUUUUUAGCACGAUAAAAACGAGCAUCAUCAUUGAGUAACGUUAAGACUGUAUACGAAAAUUCUGUGUCAAAUUAGGUUAAUACAUUAUAAAUGUAAGGAUAGUAUACGAAAUAUCGAUGGCCGUAUUGUCAUGAAAGAUGCAUCUAGUUUAUUCAGAUACAGUAUUAAACGAGCUAACAAACGUGUAAAACGAAAACCGUAGAUGCCGUAGACGAACGAGUUAUGAACGAUCCACAAUGUUAUUCUUUUAAACAGGUCUGUAAGGAUUAAAAUAAAUGUUAACUGAAGUCUGAGUAGCUUUAGGAGGAUCUAGGUAAGUUUAGUGGAGCCGUGUAUUUCGUAGAGAUCGUAGACCGUGCUUCCGUAUAACGUACACACUCGCACACAGUUUGUGUGGUACCCAGACACAGGGACGGGUGGGGGGGAUCUGAAAUCGCAGAAAAUUCGAAUGGGAGGUAAAGCAACUGCUGACAAGUGGACUGCGGAUUCUAUAGAGUAGGCUUAGUAUAUUUUUUCGUUCUGAUCUCAACAUCGCGUGAUCGAAGGAAUAAUUCGUAAUGCAAAAAAAGAAAAAAAGAAUCAAAAUCCGCGGUCUUCUGGUGAGCUGGUAGGCGAUUAGGGGAUUAGUCGAUUAGGCAAUUAGACGAGUAAGCGAUUAACCGAGUAACCGAAUAACCGAGUAAGAGAGUAUGGUAGCAUUUAAUGACGAGAAAAUCUUGUGUAACCACGUUGCUACGUUAGCGAUAGUAGGGUGACCAAGCUUUCGCCUCGACGAUAUCUCCGCGUUUAAUGGACCAAAGAUCUUCUUAGCUCCGAUUCCGCGCGACACGAGAAACCAGCUGAACGACACAUCGAAGCGUUUAACAAUAACCGUUAUUUAUUCGUCGAGCAAUCAUAGCUUCCACGGGUCGCCCUAGCUUGUUAGAAACACAAUUGUAUAUUUUGCGAUUAAGUUUUUCGAGGACGCUUGCCAGUCGCAUCAGCAACACGGGGAGAGAUCAUCGAGCGAUCGCAUUCGAUGUAUUCGCGAGAACGAUCGAUUUUUGUAAAUGAGAAGGAAACAGAAAGCUCGGUUUUUCCAUCCGACACCUUGGGCGGGGUUGGGCAAAUUCUUCUGAACAGAAUUCUCUCUGUAACUGCCAAACUUCGUUGCUUCCGAAACUUACGGUUCACCCAACAAUGCGUACACAGUUUCGUUUUUAUUACGUUUUCUCUUUCGAGAUGAACAAACGUUCACUGGAGAAUCAGCAUCGAUUAUCCACCGGUGUACAAUUCAAUUUUCGAUUGCCAAAUGAUUUGCUCAGUCCCUGCCGCAAGGACGGAGAAAAUUGAGCUCGAGUCAUUUGUCUAAAGUCCACGUACCGGAGUUGUCUAGCAUCUAAUUAGCGGUUAAACAAUAUCUCAGAAGUGCCAGUAACCAAGUGAACUAACGUAGCGUAUUUCGGCAGACGAAUACUGGAUAAUUACUUGUAGAAUCAAGAUAUGAGUUAUCCGUAAUAUCAAUUGUGACACUUAAUAAAAAUAAUUGUAUAAAAA
This is a messenger RNA of Megalopta genalis, 4974 nucleotides long. RefSeq lists its product as uncharacterized. The record is from RefSeq and is a predicted model, not a curated record. Gene Ontology annotation, molecular function: DNA-binding transcription factor activity, RNA polymerase II-specific; zinc ion binding; RNA polymerase II cis-regulatory region sequence-specific DNA binding. Gene Ontology annotation, biological process: regulation of transcription by RNA polymerase II. Lineage: Eukaryota; Metazoa; Arthropoda; Insecta; Hymenoptera; Halictidae. Gene Ontology annotation, cellular component: nucleus.